AUAUAUAUAUUUUUUUUUUUCUCUUAUGAAGAUUUAUUUGAUCUCUUGCAAAUUUGUUAGUUGGGAAGAAUUUGGAACGACUGAAUUUCCUACUUUGCCUUGCAUUUCCAGUAUAAGACAGAUCAAUUGAAUUUGGGAAUGCCUGGAAGUGAAAAGGAACCGACUUUUUCCAUUUUUUUUGUAAAAAGUUAACAGUUUUUGGCUUGAUCUAUACAUUUUUAGACUUAUUUUUGUGUCAGUUUUCUGUAUUAAAGCAUCAAUUAUCUAUCUGUUAUAGAUAAAUUGGUUACAAUAUUAAUGGCCUUUUUGCUCUUUUUGGCUUUAUAGUGUCUGAAGCUAAAGAUAGAACCAUUUCUGUUGCCUCUGCUUUUCCUGGUCAUCAAGGAGUUAAUUUUCAAUUUUUCACCUGUCUCUCAGUAUUUUGCUCCUGGGAUUAAUGAUAAGAACUAAUAUCAAAUGGCCUGUUCAUGGUGGUCAGCAGUAGAAUUAUUUGUUGCACCGGACAGAGACCUCAAAUUCCUAAGACAAGCAAUUGAUGAGGCAUAUAAAGGCGUUGAAUGUAAAGAUGGGGGCCCAUUUGGUGCAGUUGUUGUUCGCAAUGAUGAAGUAAUUGUGAGUUGUCACAAUAUGGUUUUGAGAAACACUGACCCUACUGCCCAUGCAGAGGUUACUGCCAUUAGAGAGGCAUGCAAGAAGCUCAAUCAGAUUGAGCUCUCUGACUGUGAAAUAUAUGCUUCCUGUGAGCCCUGUCCAAUGUGCUUUGGUGCCAUCCAUCUGUCAAGAAUCAAGAGGCUGGUUUAUGGAGCCAAAGCCGAAGCAGCCAUAGCGAUUGGGUUUGAUGAUUUCAUUGCCGAUGCCUUGAGAGGUACUGGUUUUUACCAGAAGGCUCACCUGGAGAUCAAGAAAGCUGACGGCACUGGUGCUGACAUUGCUGAACAAGUAUUUGAGAAGACCAAGGAAAUGUUUACCUUGUAUUAACAUCUUCAGUUCGUUACCAGAAUCAGACAGCAGUUUAUGAUAAACUGCCCAUUUAAGUUCUAAAUAAUAACUAUGCAUUGUUUGCCCAUUUAAGUUCUAAAUAAUAACUAUGCAUUGUUUGAUUUCAGAAAUCAUGUGAGAAAUAAAAGCUAUGAUUAAUUUUAAGGUCAGAA
Durio zibethinus is the source of this 1151-nucleotide messenger RNA. RefSeq names its product guanosine deaminase-like. Gene Ontology annotation, molecular function: zinc ion binding; guanosine deaminase activity. The record is from RefSeq and is a predicted model, not a curated record. Gene Ontology annotation, biological process: purine nucleoside catabolic process. Lineage: Eukaryota; Viridiplantae; Streptophyta; Magnoliopsida; Malvales; Malvaceae.